AAUUCAGUUCAGGUUCAUGCGUCGUAUGAGGUGGGCGGAAAAUAAAAUUCUUCUUGGUUUUUGCGGCAAAGAAAUUAGUCUAUCAGCCCGGUGAUCCCGGACAUCCGCUAUGGGUUACCGGGGCAUCCCGGGCCUCCUGGCUGCCUUCCUCUGCCUCCUGUACUUAGGGGCGGGGUCGGCUAGGGAACCCCCCUUCGGCACUUCAGAGAGGUGCAAUGUGGCCCCUCCCUGGUCCCUUCGGCAUGCUAACCAAUGGCGACAGCCCAUGCUGGAGAACCGUGGACAAGUGACGGUGGUGGCGCUGCUACAAGCCAGCUGAGGUUUCUGCCUGACGCAGGCCUACUAUUUGGAGGACAUGCGCAGGCAGUACAUAUCUCGAUACAACAUAACCGAUAUCAAUUUUAUCGUCAUCAAUGCUGGCGACAUCCGAUCGCGUCUCAGCCAUCACAGGCUCCGUAGUCUGGGUUCGUACGAUCUCUAUCAGGAUUAUGCACCCCUGUCACACUCAGAAACAUCCCAGUCACACCCAGGAACCUCGCAGUCACAUCAGGAUGAUAGUGUAUGGAAUCUUCUGAAUGGAGAAAAGGAUGAUUUCUUGAUAUAUGACAGGUGUGGCCAGUUAACCUAUCACAUCCCCUUGCCCUACUCCGCUCUGAGGUAUCCCUUCGUUCAGAUUGCCAUUGAGUCCACCUACACUGGCAGACACCCUUGUAACUGCUCUGCGGAUUACCCAACUACCACGGUAACACCUAGUACAGAACAGACUAAAACGACAUCUCCCUCAUCUUCACCGCCUGUCGUAGUGGGGCCAGAUACCCAGCUCUGAAGCGAAGCAGAGCUUACAGCAUGCCAAGAGAGACAGCAACAACAGCAACUGAUGGAGCAGGAAGAAGGCGUCACCAACGACAGACAAAGGUGAUGCUGAUGCUGAUCGGGAGAGGUGCGCCUGGUUUCAUGACGUCCUCUCGCUGGGGUAUCAUCCCAGCUGAAUCGGAUCCGUGGAUCAAGGUGAUGCUGACCUAACCAGCAAAGCGACGUAGCCGCUUCCUCCACUUCCGCCGCUCCCUCGCCGUCCAGCCCCAGUUCAACCGUGUCCCCUCAGCAAUGACAGCCAUGAGAAACAUCGACAACGUCCUCUUGACGUCAAGGUGAAGGUCAACUGUGACAGCAGCAGCCCUCAAAGAGCUGACAACCUUGAGACACUGCCACCACCACGUCACCAUGACAUCAGGUUCAAGGUCAACUGUGACAGCAGCAGCCUUCAAGGAGCUGACAACCUUGAGACACAGCCACCACAACGUCACCAUGACGUCAAGGUCAAGGUCAACUGUGACAGCAGCAGCCUUCAAGGAGCUGACAACCUUGAGACACAGCCACCACAACGUCACCAUGACGUCAAGGUCAAGGUCAACUGUGACAGCAGCAGCCUUCAAGGAGCUGACAACCUUGAGACACAGCCACCACAACGUCACCAUGACGUCAGGGUCAAGGUCAACUGUGACAGCAGCAGCCUUCAAAGAGCUGACAACCUUGAGACACCACAACAAAAGAAUGACGUCAGGGUCAACUCUGAAAAGGCCGAAGCUCAUGUCGUCAAUGACAAUGAUAAACUGUCUGUUGAUUUAAAGGACCACAGUAAUUUCAGUUUCAAAACAAAAAUCUUUGAAAAUUUAUUAUUUUAUAAAGAAUUCCCACAUACAAAAGUGAAGUUAAUAAUGUUUCCUAUUAAUUUCUUUUUCCGGCUGCCUAAUUUUCAUAAUGUUAGAAAAUAUUUUGAAAGUAACAAAAACGAAUUGAUUUAAAAAAAAAAAUUAAUUAAUUGUUAUUUAUCUUGGUCCAUUCAAUUACCAGAGACCCCAGAACCUUUUCUCGCGCAAUAUUUGAUUGCAUAUCCGUAGCCAUUCAUGAAGGUACGCAGACAAACCGAAAGGCUCUGUUACCAGAUUCUUUAUAGUGCUAGAAGGGCAUGCACUCCAAUAUUCGCCUUACUUUCUUUUGAAAGGAUUAUUAUAAGUUUUAAAACUUGUUAGCUUUUUAUUACGUAUCACUCAUUAAUGAUUUACAUGUAACAUUAUGCAAUUAAUUUCCCAAAGAAGUGUAAUCCCAGACAACUGUCGUCCCCUCUCGCCUCUUUCAUGUGCUGCCUCUUUUCAAAUACUUAUUUCCAACACCAGGUUAUUCUUUAAAAGGUACAAUCAUUUUGUGAGUGCAAAAUAAUAUACUUAAUUCAAACUGGUUAAAUAAUUUUAAUUCAUGUUUUUGUCAGUAUUAUUUCCGUCCAAUUGUCAUGUGUGCUUUUAAAGCAUGUUCAGUUUCAAAGCAAUUAUGGUUUUACCACAAGAUAUGUGUGUCAUGUUUAUUUUAAUGAAAUUUAGACUCAUCUAGUUGUUAUGGUUUAUGAUAUUUCAUAUAAUGUAAAGAUUUCAUUCUCAAGAUUUAAAUAAAGAUUAGGAUAUAAUUGUCAGUUUUAUAGUUUUUAUAGUUCACACUUAUUUCCGAUGUCCCAUGUAGAAAAAUCAGAAUCUGUGUUUCAUUUUGUCGCUAGUUUUGUUCGUUUUAGAAAUUUUCAUUGGGUGCUUCGGGACUGUCUUUCCAUGUAAACGAAUAUUAAGCGUUUAUGGUCUAAGGUAAGAGGAAGAUUAAGAUUAAGAGUAGCAACACAGAGUCUUUAUAUGGAUGGGAUAUUUCCCUUCAGCUUUGAUUUUUUUUAAAGGGAUGUAUUCUUUCUAACAGCAUGGAAGAAUAUAAACCUGGGUGGAGAGAGGUAAUGCAGAUAAACUUAAUUCUUAACCCGACAGCUAAAACUGGAUGAAAUUCCCUCAAACGAAGAUGAAGGCUUUUAACUUUGUAUCCAUUUAUUCAAGUCAGGAACUGCUUUUAAGGGGAAGUCCAACUAGAUAAAGCAAAUGCUCUUAAACCUAAUAGAAUGUGGAAUAACUAUACUGUUGAAAUGUUGGUUAAAUUAUGAUUGAAAAUAGGAAAUUUAUUUAUUUUAAAGGUGUGAAUCACAAAAUUCAAUAAAAUCAAGAAUUUAUAUAUUUUUAUUUUUUAUUUUCAAUCAACAUUUACUCUAAAUUUCACUUGUCCCUCUUAUUUUGUUUUUCUUUUUUUUUCUGAAGGACUUCCUCUUUUAAAAAAACCCAUGACGUUCUCUUCUUCUUUUCACCCUCUUUAUUUUCUUUUCACAUUCCCAUCUUCUUCAUUUUUGGUCAUAAACUAAAGGUAUAUAUAGCAAAAUAGUUAUAGCUAAGAAAAUAGUCUUUUCAUUUCUUCUGUAAUGUAAAAUUGUCUCUUGUUCCAUUUUGCUCUUUCCUAAAUUUCCAUUUUUGUAUUGUGCUUGUAAAGAUUAUUGGAAUUAGCUGUAACUAUGUUCAUAAUAUUGUGUAUGUUGUAUGUACUGGUUUAAAUCAAACCCAGGACUUUCUCUCUUUUCAAAAUCGUGUAUUCAUGACAAACAUUUGAUAACCCACGCAUGCGUGGAUCAAAUGUAUUGAAAAAAUAACACAUUUAUGGAAAGGAGAGAAAAGAUUGGUGGAUUUGGGAGUAUUUUUUGUCUGAAAUGAAUGUAUUGAGUAAAAAUAAGACAUUAAA
This is a messenger RNA of Lytechinus variegatus (green sea urchin), 3591 nucleotides long. RefSeq names its product selenoprotein Pb-like. The record is from RefSeq and is a predicted model, not a curated record. Gene Ontology annotation, cellular component: extracellular region. The transcript is spliced from 5 exons. Gene Ontology annotation, biological process: selenium compound metabolic process. Lineage: Eukaryota; Metazoa; Echinodermata; Echinoidea; Temnopleuroida; Toxopneustidae. Gene Ontology annotation, molecular function: selenium binding.